Rosa rugosa (rugosa rose) is the source of this 1679-nucleotide messenger RNA. RefSeq lists its product as uncharacterized. The record is from RefSeq and is a predicted model, not a curated record. Gene Ontology annotation, molecular function: protein binding. Bases 134 to 1525 code for a protein of 463 amino acids. The transcript has 8 exons. NCBI's taxonomy places the organism in Eukaryota, Viridiplantae, Streptophyta, Magnoliopsida, Rosales, Rosaceae.
ACCUCUGGCUCAUUUUCAAAUCGGCCCCGCUUUGCCUUCCUUUGCCGCACUCCACACUCUCCACUCUCCACUCUCCACUCUCCACACCUUCCUAAAACUUCCGUACGAUCGGACGGUGCCGCGCGAAUCAGAGAUGGGCCCACCACCGAAGACCGCCGGCCGAACGAUUUCGCAGGAGGCCUUCGACGAGGUCGUGAAGGAGAACAUCGACGAUCUCGGCAUGGACCCCACCGAGGCCCUCCAGGACGCCAUCGAGACCCUAACUCUUCAGGGCGUCGAUCUCUCUGGGAUUGUCACCUGUGUGCCAGGAGAGGGUGGUGUGAAGGACAACCCUGUGAUUCAGUGUCUGGAUAGAUUGAAGCAGUUGAAUUCUGGCGAAAACAGUCAAGUAGGCGAUGAGGAGAUAGUUCAGUUACUUGAUGAACUUACAGAGCUGUGUAAUUCUGAAGGUUCUGGAAACUCUGCAAUAGCCUCUAGAAACGGCGCGGUUGAGUUGAUUUGUUCUAUAUGUUCUAAGGUUUCGACUGGGUGCCAGGGUGCUCUUGUUUCAGCUUUGAAGGCCAUGGCUUCGUUACUUCAUGAUUUGCAAAGUAGAGAGGCAUUUAGAGCAAGUGGUGGACCAAAGCUUGUGGUGGGCAUUCUAACUGAUGGAUUUGAGAAUAUAGAAAUAUUGAGCAGUGGCUUUGCUGUCAUUGCUGCUGCUGCAACGGGUAAUGAGGUUACAAAAGAGUCUUUCAUGGAGUUGAAGACUGAUGAGCUUAUUCUGCGAGCACUUAGUAUAAAAAGUGAAGGCAGCGUUGAUAGUUUAUAUGAUGCCAUACGGAUUCUCUUAACACCUGAUGAUACUCGUGUUUUGGCUUCCCAAGUUUAUGGUUAUGCGCGGAAAUUUGCCAAAAUUGGAAUUCCAGGAGCUCUGGUUGACUCCAUACGUGCGGGGCUAAGCUCACCUAGUCUUGUUUCAGCAAGCAUCGCUUUGAAAGCUGUUGCUGCCAAUGAUGAAAUAUGUACAACCAUUUCUGAACAUGGUGGUAUUGAUGCAGUUCUCAUAUGCAUUGAUGACAGUAGUGAACAAGGCAAUAAAACUGUUGCUCAAGCUUGUUGUUCUUUGCUCUCCAGGUUGGCAGGAAAUGACACAAAUAAGAAUGCCAUUGUUGAGAAGGGAAUGGAUAGGCUAAUGAAACUCUCCGGUAGAUUUUCUGAUGACCCUUCAGUCCUGCAAGAGAUUAUGUCUCUUAUUUCAGUACUCGCCUUAAGAUCCCCUGAAAAUGCGGCCCGUGCAAUUGAAGCUGGGGCUGGAGAACUUGCAAUCCAAGCUAUGCAGAACUUCCCUGCGGCACAGCUACUGCAAAGGAAUUGUUGUCUCAUGAUCCGGAAUCUUGUUGUAAGAAACUCAGAAAACAGAACAAUUAUGCUCAAUAGUGGUGUUGAAGAAUGCAUAAGGAAGGCCAAGCACACUCAUGCAAUCUGUAAGGAGGCUGCUACAGAUGCCCUGAGAGAUUUGGGAUUAGAUGAUUACUACGUGUAAUUAUCAAAGAGCCUAUACUCAAACUUCAUGUUGAACCAGUGUUACAUACCCCAGUUAAUUUUCCCUGUUUGUUUUGGCUUUUGCCCGAGGCUAGUGAUUGAUUUUGAUGUUUCAACGGUUGGGGGUAUCUUAAUAUUUUUGAAAUUAUAUUUUC